Drosophila novamexicana is the source of this 1819-nucleotide messenger RNA. RefSeq lists its product as uncharacterized. The record is from RefSeq and is a predicted model, not a curated record. The coding region runs from base 117 to 461 and encodes 114 amino acids. Lineage: Eukaryota; Metazoa; Arthropoda; Insecta; Diptera; Drosophilidae. The transcript is spliced from 2 exons.
UUAGAAGAAAAGUCAGCUGUUCCACUAGAAACCGUUCAGAAAUUAUUAUGAUCUCUUAUUGAGUAGGGGAGUAUUUAUGUUCUUGACCUACACAGAUUCCACUUUCGAUAGAUUUAAUGGAAUACAUGCAGUAUGUGGAACCAACACGCGCCGAAAUGUUGGAGCAGCUAAGAAAGCGCGAAUUGUAUGUGCCGAAUGUCGAAAGCUUACCAAUUGAUCAGCUGCAGCAAAUCUACAACGGAUUCAUUGUGCCGCAUCCGCGCCGGGAGCGACGCGAGCGACAGCGCACGCUGACCGAAAUGGCACUGAAAUGCGCCAAUGAAAUUCCCAUGGACAUGGAACAGCUAACGAAACGCAUUAAAGUGGUCUGCAUGGCCGGUGAAAAGCGUCCCAUCCAGGUUGAGCCGCAGUCGCUGCUAACCAUCUCUCCAAAACGCAUCAAAAUCGACCUGCAUCGAUGAUCUUUCUGCGGAAUCAAGUCAUGGAUUGCCUCUGCAACCUGCAGUUAUGGUCAGUAAUAUUCUGCCGUAUUUUUCUUACUGCUGGAGACAUAAGUUGCUCGCCAGGUUGAUGACAGCCUCAAAAUGGCAGGUGAAUUUGGCCCCAGCGGAACAUCAAUUGAACCUAGUUGGUCCCGGACGUAGCUUAUAGCUCUCCAGUGUGCCAUCCAAAAGGAGUGAGAUAGCAUUACCCACGGACACACAAUAAUGAGCGAGACAGAACGAUAAUUGUAUGUGGCCACUUCCACGGAAAGGUUAACAAACGUUUAUAUCAGAUAUUUAAGAAACGCAUUGACAUCUCAUUUAUUUGAACAAUUAGCAUUUGAAAUGCCUUCAAUAAUUCAUAAACGUAUUUCCUAGCUUUUGGUCAUUUUCUUAUAUAUACUAUAUGAAGACAGACAUUCCACUAAUCUUUUUUCCUCGGAUUCGGCAAAAGAGAUCCAUCCUCUUUACACGUAGUAAAGAGAAAAAGUCGAGCAAAAUAUAGAAGAAAAUUCUCGAUGUUUGCAACAAUAAUAGCAGAAAUCAACAAUCUAGCAACUAAGAUAAGAUGAUAAAAAUUAAUAGUAAUGUGAGCAUGGCUGAAUUCUGUUUCAUGUUUUUAUUCUUCAAAUUGUUGAUAUCAAUAACAAUUCGACAAUAAAUUAUUUGUUGGUUUUAAAACGAGGGCCUAAGUGAAUCAUAAUGGAAAAUAACUCAUGCAACGAGUUAAAUUUAUACUCAUUUAUAUUCAAUAAAACGAAACUUCUAUUAAAAGAAAAGACUUGUCCUGACUGACUGACCUUUAAACUUGAAGAUAUUUGAGAAAAUUCAUUUAAGACGUGUUUUUUCACAUUUCACAAAAUUCAUCACUCCUGUUUGAACAAUUGUGGUCAAUGAAUGUAUAACCAAAAGUUUAAUUUUAGCUCGCCAAUGGACUAAAGAGAGAUCGUCUAGGAGAGCAACACUUGCUAGAUCUCCUAAUAAAGGUGAGCAGAACUCUGAAGAAGCUCUGAUCAGAGCUGAGGAGACAAGCCUGCUCCUAUUUCAUGUAAUUGCUGGAUCCCAUGGGAUUGUCCUUACCGGACAUCUGGACGACGUCCUCUAUCAAUUUUGCCAUAUUUAAUUUUACCACUAAAUAUGGUUCUGACAAAGAGCCUUGGAUGAAACAGAGGAAAACAAAAGUCUUUGGAUUUCUUUCCAUGCGUUUUUGCGACAGAUAUGGACGUUGGACACAAUGGAAAUAUCCACAGAUAAAAUAGCUUCCGGUUACAAAUAUAUUUGAUUUCGCAUACGGAAUUUAUAAGUUAUACUUGGAUAAUAACGAUACCCACAUUUAA